AUGACAUCUGGACCUGAGCUUGAGACCGGCACUGCAGAACCUGUAGUCGAUGAAAAUUUUACUCUGGAGAUUGCAGAUAUUGUGGUGAUGGUGGUGUAUUUUGUAUUUGUGCUGGCAGUGGGAAUAUGGUCCUCAAUCAGGGCCAACAGGGGAACAGUUGGAGGAUACUUCUUAGCAGGCAGAUCCAUGACAUGGUGGCCAAUUGGUGCUUCGCUGAUGUCCAGUAAUGUUGGCAGUGGCUUGUUCAUUGGAUUAGCGGGCACUGGGGCAGCAGGAGGACUUGCUGUUGGGGGAUUUGAGUGGAAUGCAGCAUGGGUGCUGAUUGCUUUGGGCUGGAUCUUUGUACCUGUGUACAUUUCUGCUGGAGUGGUCACCAUGCCCGAAUACCUGAGGAAGAGGUUUGGGGGGCAGCGAAUUCGGAUCUACAUGAGUGUGCUGUCUCUCAUUCUCUACAUUUUUACCAAAAUAUCAACAGACAUUUUCUCUGGAGCGCUCUUCAUUCAGGUGUCACUGGGGUGGGAUCUGUACCUCUCUACUGUAGUGCUGCUUGCAGUCACAGCACUUUACACUAUAGCUGGUGGGCUGACAGCAGUGAUCUAUACAGAUGCAUUACAGACCGUCAUUAUGGUAGUUGGAGCAUUUGUUCUUAUGUUUAUAGCGUUUGAAAAAGUGGGCUGGUAUGAGGGUUUACUGGAGCAGUAUGGAAAAGCUAUACCUAAUGUUACUGUUCCUAACACAACGUGUCACCUCCCUCGUCCUGACGCCUUCCACAUUUUUCGGGAUCCAGUCAGUGGAGAUUUACCAUGGCCAGGCCUGCUCUUCGGACUUACCGUGCUGGCUACAUGGGUGUGGUGCACUGACCAGGUGAUAGUACAGAGGUCUCUGUCUGCAAAAAACCUGUCACAUGCCAAAGGAGGCUCAGUGCUAGGAGGAUACUUAAAGAUUCUUCCUAUGUUCUUUAUCGUCUUGCCAGGCAUGAUUAGCAGAACACUCUACCCAGAUGUGGUGGGAUGUGUGGAUCCGGACGAGUGCUUUAAAAUUUGUGGAGCUACUGUAGGCUGUUCCAAUGUUGCUUACCCUAAACUGGUGACGGAGUUAAUGCCAGUAGGUAUGCGAGGGCUGAUGAUUGCAGUGAUUAUGGCAGCUCUUAUGUCCUCUCUUACCUCAAUAUUUAACAGUAGUAGCACCCUUUUUACCAUGGAUAUUUGGCUGCGUAUCCGACGCCAGGCCUCUGAAAAGGAGCUGAUGGUCGUGGGCAGGGUGUUCAUUUUAUUUCUGGUGGUCAUUAGCAUUUUAUGGAUUCCAAUAAUCCAAUCAGCCAAUAGUGGACAGCUGUUUGACUACAUUCAGUCCAUAACCAGCUUUAUGGCUCCUCCAAUCACUGCAGUCUUUCUGAUGGCCAUCUUCUGGACUCGAGUCAAUGAACAAGGUGCCUUCUGGGGUCUGAUGGUAGGUUUGGUCAUUGGGUUCAUACGAAUGGUGAUGGAGUUUGCCUAUGGUACUCCAUCCUGUGGAAAGGAAGACCAAAGGCCUGCACUGCUGAAGGAUGUGCACUACCUCUACUUUGCUCUUAUACUGCUUGCACUGUCGGUUCUGGUUAUUACUGUAGUGAGCCUUUGCACUGCUCCUAUUCCUGAGCAACAUCUUGUUCGUCUAACCUGGUGGACUAGACACAGCACAAAGGAGCGUGUAGAUCUGGAUGAUCCAUGGGCAAAUUCAUCCACAUCCGCAACCCCAAAGCCUGCUGCUUCUGGUUCAGAGCUGGACAGGGAUAGGGACAGGGACAGGCCUGCAUGUUGGAAGCGAGUGGGAAUGUGGCUGUGUGGACUAUCUGAAGCCUCAAAGCCAGAGCUAAGCAAAGAGGAGCAGCUGGUUCUUGAAAAGAAGCUGACCAGCAUCGAGGAGAAGCCGAUUUGGAGAAAUGUUUGCAAUGUCAAUGCUAUUAUUCUGCUCACGGUCAAUGUCUUUCUUUGGGGUUACUUUGCUUGAAAA
This is a messenger RNA of Trichomycterus rosablanca, 1992 nucleotides long. RefSeq names its product solute carrier family 5 member 9 (gene slc5a9). The transcript is spliced from 13 exons. Bases 1 to 1989 code for a protein of 662 amino acids. Gene Ontology annotation, molecular function: D-glucose:sodium symporter activity. Gene Ontology annotation, cellular component: plasma membrane. The record is from RefSeq and is a predicted model, not a curated record. NCBI's taxonomy places the organism in Eukaryota, Metazoa, Chordata, Actinopteri, Siluriformes, Trichomycteridae. Gene Ontology annotation, biological process: transmembrane transport.